This is a messenger RNA of Tilletiopsis washingtonensis, 909 nucleotides long. Its product is annotated as HAD-like protein. The record is from RefSeq and is a predicted model, not a curated record. Bases 87 to 890 code for a protein of 267 amino acids. Lineage: Eukaryota; Fungi; Basidiomycota; Exobasidiomycetes; Entylomatales. Gene Ontology annotation, molecular function: phosphatase activity. The transcript has 7 exons.
UCUCGCACACGUUGCGCCGCGUCUCGACCCUCAACAUCGCAGCCUAAGUUAUCGUCACUUCCGAGCUUCAGCGUCCAGCGUCCAGCAUGGCGGGAUCUCGAGGCCCCAUUCGGGCUGUGCUCUUCGACAUGGACGGCCUGAUGUUGGAUUCUGAAGAGAUCUACACGACCGUCGUCAAUGAGGUGCUGGCGCCGUACAACAAGACGCAGUCGUACGCCAUCAAGGCGCGGCUGAUGGGCACGCCGGAGCGAGUCGCGACAGAGAUCCUGCUGUCCGCACUGUGGCCUUCACCAGAAGACCCAAGCAAGAUCAGCAAAGACUGCCCCUUCACCGUCGAGAACUUCCUCGAGGGCCGCAACGAGCGGCUCGAGGAGCACUUUCGCCGCGUGCUGCCGCUGCCGGGCGCCGUGAGGCUGGUGAAGCACCUCGAGAAGCAUGGCGUGCACAUGUGCGUGGCGACGGGGAGCAAGCGGAAGAACUUCAAGCUCAAGUCGGGCCACAACGGCCAGCUCUUCGAGCCCUUCGGCAAGCGCAUCAUCUGCGGCGACGACCCUCGGCUCAAGCGCGGCAAGCCCACGCCUGACGUCUUCCUGCUGGCGGCGCGCGAGGGCUUGGGCGUGCCCGAGAUCAAGGAGGGCACGCGCAUGUGGGGCGCCGAGCACGACGGCACGAGCGGUGGGCUGGAGCAUGAGAUUCUGGUGUUUGAGGACGCAAAGCCGGGCGUGCAAGCUGCCAAGGCGGCAGGCAUGAAGGUCAUCUGGAUCCCAGACCCAAACAUCAAGGAGACACUGCUGGCCGAGGGCGAUCUGGGCGCCGACCAGGUGCUCGACUCGCUGCUCGACUUCCGGCCCGAGGAAUGGGGCCUGCCGGCGUUCGACGAUGCGGCUUGAGCAAUGGGCGUAUGUGGCG